Molecule: messenger RNA, 2607 nt
Organism: Papilio machaon (common yellow swallowtail)
Lineage: Eukaryota; Metazoa; Arthropoda; Insecta; Lepidoptera; Papilionidae
Product: sodium-coupled monocarboxylate transporter 1
Exons: 13
Coding region: 456-2576 (706 amino acids)
Biological process (GO): transmembrane transport; sodium ion transport
Cellular component (GO): membrane
Molecular function (GO): symporter activity
Source: RefSeq, a predicted model, not a curated record
UAUUUGUAAAGAAUUCAUUCAUGUGUAUUGAAACCGAGCUAUUUUAUGAACGUCGCCGUAACUAAUUUCAACGAAUGUGCAUGUACGGUGUUCAUAUUGGCUCUUAUCGAUGUUUAUAAAACUGACGGCAGUAAGUGCCAAUCAUCAGAGAGAGCAUUUUUCUACGUUAAAAACCACAACAUUAUAAACUGAGAUUCGAUGAACUGUAAAAGUGUUCAAAACUGUUUAUUCUGUACUGUUCAAUAUUGUUGAAUUCCCUUCCUACGUUUACAUUGACUAAUAGGGUCUUUGUAGAUCUUAAUUACAAUUUAUUGGUGUACGUUCGUACGGUACGGAGUCGUCUUCGGCUGUCGUAGUGGCGAGAAGUUUGUUGCCACAAGUUCACAUCGCCUCGUUCCCGAAGGACAUGUAAACACCUACAAGCCGUUAAUAUAGUAACUUCCUGACAUUGAAACAUGGAUAUAGGAAACUAUUACAGUUCGCCUGUACAAAAGAUGCAUGGCAAAUUUAAGGUACUUCUUAUAAUUAUAGUGAUCUUUUGUGGAAUAAAUAUAGAAACAGCACAAGCUUCGCCAAAUUUAACAAAAUAUAACACGUCAAGAUCAAAUGAAUAUGUCGUGCAAAGAAACGAGACGCCUACGAGUGAAUUAUUUCAUUGGGAAGACUACAGCGUGCUGGCCACGAUGUUACUAGUUUCGUGUGGUAUUGGAGUUUUUUACGGAUUCUGUGGAGAAAAACAAACAUCUGGCGACGAUUUCUUAUUGGGUGGUUCAGCAAUGGGGACAUUUCCGAUGGCCCUUAGUUUGGCUGCAAGUUUUAUAACUGCCAUAGAACUGCUAGGCAACCCAGCAGAGAUGUAUAUGGCGGGCGCACAGUUCUGGAUGAUCUGCGUGUCAUUCGUGCUGGUCGUACCGAUUGCGAGCCAACUCUACUUGCCAGUCUUCAUGAGACUGCGCUUGACAUCGUGCUAUGAGUAUUUGGAAAUAAGAUUUUGCAAGUCGAUGCGCGUGUACGCGAGCUCGCUGUACAUGCUGCAGAUGGUGCUGUAUACCGCCGUCGCCGUCUACGCACCCGCACUGGCGCUCUCUGACGUGACUGGAUUAAACACUUAUUUAGCAGUCUCGCUGGUUUACGUGGUCUGCAUAUUUUACGCAUCACAGGGUGGAAUGAAAGCAGUGAUAAUGACGGACAGUUUUCAAUCGGCCGUAUUGCUGGGGUCACUUGCUACAGUGCUCAUCAUGGGCGCCGGAAAAGUGGGUGGACUUGACGCGGUUUGGGACUACGCGAGAGCUACGGAUCGACUACAUUUUUUUGAUAUGAACCCAGACCCGACGGUGCGGCAUUCGUUCUGGUCGGUGGUGGUGGGCGGCACGAUGUACUGGCUGAGCAUGUUCUGUGCGAACCAGGCGUCGGUGCAGAAAUACCUAUCAGUGGAGCGCAUAGCCCAGGCCCGGGUGGCGCUCUGGGUAUCCGCGUGCGGCCUAGUUGCGGUAUACUCCGUCAAUUUCGUCACCGGCGCCGUCCUCGCCGCGCACUACGCUGACUGUGAUCCCAUUAAGGCUGGUGUAAUCAACGCGUCAGACCGGCUGCUGCCUCUUUACGUAGUGCGCGAGCUGGGAGCUUCCCGCGGUGUCCCCGGCUUCUUCGUGGCUGGCAUUUUUGCUGCGAGUCUCGGGACCGUAGCGUCUGCGUUGAAUUCAUUAGCUGCAAUCGCAUGUCAAGAUUUAUUCACGGGUCUUCUUGGAAUAACGUUACCUGAGAAUAAAGGAGCAACAAUAGCAAAGUGGGUGUGCCUGGCAUGCGGCGCGCUAUCAUUCGGGCUGGUGUUCGUGGUGGAACGGCUGGGGCCCGUGCUGCAACUCGCGGUCUCUUUCAACGGCAUGGCGGGUGGCGUCUCGCUCGGUCUAUUCAGCCUCGGUAUGCUCUUCCCUUGGACUAAUGCCAAAGGCGCGGUGGCGGGCGGUGUGUUCGGGCUUGUGGUGGUGGUGGCUGCUGGUGGCGGUGCGCAGCUGGCGCAAUUGCCCGCGCCGCGCCUGCCCGCCUCCACGGCCGCCUGCGUCGCCGCGUACAACCUCACCAACCACAUGACCAUGAAUCCUACGGAGAACCAUGGUGAAUCAGUGUUUUGGUUGUUCCGGGUAUCGUACCUGUGGUACUCCGGGUUGGGAUGCGCGGCGACGCUGCUCGCAGGCCUCGUCACUUCAGUCCUCACCGGCGUAACGGACCUCGCACACGUACCCAUCGACCUAAUAUCACCGCCGGUCAUAUCAUUCCUCAAUUCUUUACCCACUAAAUUAAAAAAAGCCCUUCGUGUGCCUACUCGCUUCGGUUCCGAGCGACGCAGAAGUUCUAGUGUGCGUCCACCGAGCGUCGCCGACGACAAGGACACAAGACGAAGACGGCGGCUAUCCGAGCUGGCAGGGGGUGUGUUCUACAGCGACACACCCCUCACGCGCGGCCUUGACAACCCGGCCUUGGGCCUCGACCCCGAGAAGCCUCCGCCAGACGACUGCGUGCAUCACACCUUCACCCUGGACCCCGCCGCCUCGCACUGCCCACAAACCUCCACGUGUUAAUAAUAGCCAGUGACAACGAUGGCGAUGAGCU